AUGGAAUCUCUCAGUGUAGCAAAUGGCUCCUUCGCUAUUGAUCUCUUUAGGAAGCUGAAUGAAAAUAAUAGAAAAUGCAACUUGUUCUUCUCUCCACUGAGCAUCUCCUCGGCUCUGGCAAUGAUUCAUUUGGGAGCCAAAGGAACUACUGCUGCUCAGAUGUCAAAGGUUCUUCAGUUUGAAAAGGCAAAAGAUGUUCAUUCAUCAUUUCAGUCUCUUAUUUCUGAAAUCAACAAGCCUGGCACUGAUUACCUUUUGAGAACCGCCAAUCGUCUUUAUGGAGAAAAGUCAUUUACCUUCCUUGACGAUUUUCUUGGAUCAACUCAAAAACACUAUCAUGCAGAUUUACAGGCUGUAGACUUUUCUGGAAAGGCAGAGGACUGUAGAAAAGAAAUUAAUACCUGGGUGGAACAAAAGACAGAAGGUAAAAUCCAGGACCUGUUACCGAGCGGCAGUGUGGAUUCACUUACUAGACUUGUACUAGUCAAUGCUAUCUACUUCAAAGGAAAUUGGGCAAACCAGUUUGACAAGCAGCAUACAUCAGAAAUGCCCUUUAAAUUGAAUAAGAAUGAAACCAAGCCUGUGCAGAUGAUGUACAAAAAAGCCAAGUUUCCAAUGACCUACGUGGGAGAUUUGUUCACAAAAGUUAUUGAACUGCCCUAUGUGAAUAAUGAGUUGAGUAUGUUUAUACUGCUCCCUGAUGAAAUUCAGGAUAAAACCACUGGCUUGGAAAAGCUUGAAAAAGAGUUAACAUAUAGUAAAUUUUUGGAGUGGACAAAUCCAGAAAUGAUGGACAUAACAGAAAUGGAGUUGUUUGUACCAAAGUUUAAGCUAGAAGACAGUUUUGACCUGAAGUCUGUACUUAGUGACAUGGGGAUGGCUGAUGCUUUUGACCAAUGCAAAGCGGACUUCUCGGGAAUGUCAGGAUCCAAAAAUCUUUUCUUAUCUGAGGUUGUUCACAAGACAUUUGUGGAGGUGAAUGAAGAAGGUACAGAGGCAGCUGCUGCUACUGCUGGCAUUGCCUUGAUGUGUCUGCUACCUGAAGAGGAAUUCAAUGCUGAUCAUCCCUUUCUCUUCUUUAUUCGUCAUAAUAUUACUAGGAACAUACUUUUUGCUGGCAGAUAUUCUUCCCCUUAA
Staurois parvus is the source of this 1137-nucleotide messenger RNA. Lineage: Eukaryota; Metazoa; Chordata; Amphibia; Anura; Ranidae. The record is from the annotation of a GenBank genome assembly.